Sinocyclocheilus rhinocerous is the source of this 1417-nucleotide messenger RNA. RefSeq names its product myotubularin-related protein 3-like. The transcript is spliced from 5 exons. The annotation marks the transcript as partial. The record is from RefSeq and is a predicted model, not a curated record. Lineage: Eukaryota; Metazoa; Chordata; Actinopteri; Cypriniformes; Cyprinidae. Gene Ontology annotation, molecular function: metal ion binding.
CAUCGGGUCCGCACCUCAACUGACCCCAGGACUUUAAGCAACACCCCCAAACGGCCGUCUCUCAGUGCCUUUCCUCCCUCCACUGACCUCCUCCACCCCGUGUGCAACGGAGACUCCCCCGACCUCGAGCUCUCCACGCCGCAAUGGGCGGCGCGUACAAACGGGGAGCGGGCCACGCUCAGCCGACAGGUGUCGCUCGCCAGCUGCGGCUCGCUGACCCUCCACGCACGGGGCACCUGCUCCCACCAUCGCUGCCUGCACUUGGGGUUUCUGGGCCGGCCGAGCUUCAGCCCCCCAGAACCCCCUUCGGCCCGGAGCCAUCUGGACGAUGACGGGUUGACCCUGCACACGGAUGCCAUUCAGCAGCGGCUGCGGCAGAUUGAGGCCGGUCACCAGCUGGAGGUGGAAGCGCUGAAGAGGCAGGUACAGGAGCUCUGGAGCCGUCUGGAGAGCCACCAGGCUUCUGGGAUGCUGCGACUCAAUGGAGACAUGGGUGAUGAAGUGACCUCAUUCGCAGACUCCGACUUCAACCUGGAGCCCAACUGUCUGUCCCGCUGCAGCACUGAACUCUUCUCUGAGGCCAGCUGGGAGCAGGUGGACAAGCAGGACACUGAGGUGACCCGGUGGUACCCGGACCAUCUGGCCGCUCAGUGCUAUGGCUGUGAGAGAGGAUUCUGGCUGGCCACUAGAAAGCACCACUGCAGAGGCAAGGAGCGUAUGGAAGAGGUUUGGAAUUGUGGGAAUGUGUUCUGUGGCAGCUGUUGCGAUCAGAAGAUCCCGGUGCCAAGCCAGCAGUUGUUUGAGCCCAGUCGCGUGUGUAAGUCGUGUUACAGCAACCUGCAGGCUCCCGCACCGCCUCUGAACAUUGAGCUGGACGAACCCAUCACCGCCAGCUCCAACUGAUCCCAGACGCACCGCUGCUGAGGACACACGGCACCAGACCGAGGCUCCAGAGACUGUUUUGUGGGGGCAAAGUCGCUUCUUUCCCACCCGAAAGGGAAUCUUGUAUAUAUGGAACGAUGUAGAGAGCAGAGGAGGCUUAGCACUUUCAGAAGAGACACGGUGCGAUUGAGAGCUUGUCUGCAUUUGCGAUGAAACUUGUCCUGUACCUGCUGCAUAGAGGGAAGGUUUUCUCCGACGGCCAGCGGAUGGUGUGCAAAAGUAGGGUUUCUUCGCUCGUCAUCUCACAAAGAUAGAUUAUCGGUGAUGAUGUUCCUGAGAAAGGUGCUUCUGGGACGAGACUGCAAGAUACCAGCUUUGUUUUUGGGUUCUCAUCUCUUUCAACAAUCUGCUUCACGGGCUUUUCGUUUUCUUUUUGAGGUGAUUCUGGAUGCCACAGCAUUCAGCCUCUCGAAUGCAUCGAAUUUCCCAAAUCAUUCCAGAUUCUUAGUUUCUUUCUCAAAUAGAAAGCAUUCAC